GCCGCGGCUGCCUUCAUCAAGCGCUCAAGUCGUGCCCGCAAAAAAUUGUGCUCUCCCCCCUCUCCUUCGACCUUGCGAAAUGACUACAUUAGAUUCUCUGGUCGAUUGGUCACAGGUCACCCUGCUGUACUCCCUCCUGUCAAUCACCUUCAACCCGACUGCAUGGAACAUCGUAGCCCAGAAUGAGUACCGCAACAAGACCAUCACCCGCAUGUUCGGCGGGAACGCGCGUUACGGCUGCUAUUUUCUGGCCCUCAUGAUCUUCUCGUUCGGAAUGCUGCGAGACUCCUUGUACCACAACGCGCUGCAAGACCAGCCCAAGGUCUCGCUUCUUCCCGCUCCCUUCGACACCAUCGUUCCCGCCGUGCUGUUCGUGACGGGCCAGAUCUUCGUGGUCACGUCGACUUGGAUGCUGGGCAUCACUGGCACGUUCUUGGGCGACUAUUUUGGUAUCCUCAUGGAUCAUCGAGUUGAAGGGUUUCCCUUCAAUGUGCUCCGCGACCCUAUGUAUGUGGGGAGCACCAUGUCCUUCGCGGCUACUGCUCUCUGGUACGAGCGCCCUGCCGGUCUGUUCAUCACAGCCUUCGUCUAUGUUGUAUAUGUGAUUGCUCUGCGUUUCGAAGGGCCAUUCACGGAUAUGAUCUAUGCCAAGCGCGAAGAGGCACGCACGAAAAAGGAGUAGGGGAGAGCUCCGGAGGAGGGUUCAUUCACCCGCAUCGCACGACUUCACCAGUCCAUGCUGAGGCUGUAGACAUGCCCCAGGCCUCAACGCCAGGCACAAGACAUCUACGCCGUGAUGAUAUAUAUGUUCGGAUGGGAUUACAAGAGAUGAGUGAUUAGCGUUCGAUGUAUGAUACAUUUUACUGUAAUAUACUUGGUGUUUCAC
Mycena citricolor is the source of this 886-nucleotide messenger RNA. The record is from the annotation of a GenBank genome assembly. NCBI's taxonomy places the organism in Eukaryota, Fungi, Basidiomycota, Agaricomycetes, Agaricales, Mycenaceae.